Molecule: messenger RNA, 3004 nt
Organism: Ilex paraguariensis (yerba mate)
Lineage: Eukaryota; Viridiplantae; Streptophyta; Magnoliopsida; Aquifoliales; Aquifoliaceae
Source: the annotation of a GenBank genome assembly
AGCUAAGAUUUUAGGAGCGUAAUUGAGGCCCUUCUCUCUCUCUCCGGUACAAGUCCCAAAGAAGAAGAGCAACAAGGUAAAGAGUAACUGAGAGCGAGUUAACGAAGAACAUAGCCGGAGAGACUGGAGAGAGUGAGAGACUCAGGUCAUUGACCCAAAGCAAUGGGAAGAUCAGGCACAUCUUGCUUCAAGAUCAUCACCUGUGGCAGCGACUCCGCCGAUAACGACGAUCUCAAUGUCCCUGAGAGCAAGAGUCCAAGUGACAAACCUGGUUGGACUUUUCGGAAGAGAUCGGCAAGGCAUCGAGUAUUGAGCAACACUGUGAUAUCAGAGACGCCUUCUUCUGGGAUUAAGGAGAGACAAGAAUCUGCUACUGUCACCUUCCAGACACAAACUAACUCUACUAUUCCAGAGAAAGCCCCUGGAAUGCAAUGGGCGGAUGAGAAACCCAAGUCAGUGGACUUAGAAUUAUCUGAGACCAUCUCUGCUACAGAGGAUAAUGGUAAGGCUGAUGUUGACCCAGAGGAAUCUGCUAUUAUUGUCAUCCAGGCUGCUAUCAGGGGAUUCUUGGCUCAGAGAGCACUACUACAGCAGAAGAACAUUGUUAAGUUGCAAGCCGCUGUACGUGGACAUUUGGUUCGGAGGAAUGCUGUGGGAACGUUACGAUGUCUUCAGGCCAUUAUCAAAAUGCAAGCUCUUGUUCGUGCGCAUCAUGUUCGCCUCUCAAGGGAAGGUUCAAGCAUUGAAGAGAUGCCAGAUGGAAAGGAUGUGAAAGAUAAUCACAGUGCAGAACUCUUGGAAAAGAAAAACACUAGAAUCAAACCGCAUGUAACCUACACUUCCAUUGAGAAGCUACUUAGGAAUAGGUUUGCUCGUGAGCUUCUGGCAUCAACACCAAGGACCAAACCUAUAAACAUCACAUGUGAUCCUUCAAAAUCUGAUUCGUCUUGGAAAUGGUUGGAGCUGUGGAUGUCUGUUUCCUCAACAGGGAAUGAACAACCGCCAAAAUUACAAUCAAGUACAAAGCCACAGGAGCUGGAAAGGGUUGACCAUUCUGGAAGUUUGGUGGAAACUGUAAUUCCAUCAGAUAGUUGUUGCAAGUCAACAGAUUCAAAAUCCAGUGUAGAGGAAGCAGCAGUGCCACCUGAAAGUGAAGAAACUUUGGCAACUCAUGAUGCAGACAGCUUUAACUUCCAAGUAUGCCAACCCACCUCAUAUUCGGCGAGUCAUAGCCUGGAGCAGCUUCAGCCUGAGAGCACAUGCACGUCAAAUUUGAGAGAGAACUCAUUAGGUUCGCUUCAUAGUCAAAUGGAACUAUCGGAUUCAAUUUCUAAAGCGGGGUCCAGUCCCAUGUCUAGUAACCAUGAAAUUAUGAGUGAGCAACCUAAACAUGACAUGAAAAAGUUUGCCUCUGAACAACUUGAGAUAGAGGGAAAGAAGGUUGUGUAUGGGCCAAGAAAGGCCAGUAAUCCAGCAUUCAUUGCUGCUCAGUCCAAAUUUGAAGAGUUGAGUUCAGCAGCCAAUUCAACAAAAUCAAUGAAUUCAUUGAAUCAAGAUAUUGGGGCUGAAUCUUAUGCAGAAUUAGUUUCUCCUGCCAAAGAUAAUGCUUUUGGGACAGGGGAGAUUGGCCUGGCUGAGAAUUCCGUUCCCCCUACUUCAAGGGUUGAAGUUGCUGGCUCUGAAUGUGGCACUGAAUUGUCUAUUACUUCCACUCUUGAUUCUCCAGAUAGAUCUGAGGCAGGAGUCAUGGAGGUUGAGCAGGAAGCCAAUUUUUCAGAGGAUGAGGCAAACAAUUCUAAGAGCACUAAAAGUGUGGAUGGUGAAGCUAAGGGAGAAUCUGUUAUCAUCGGAACUGACUUAUCUAAUUCCAUCUCAGUUCAGCCAGAGAAAUCCGAUGACGUUAAUGGUGUUAGCAAUGAAUCUGUUAAUACUUUAGUGGCUGAGGAUUCUUCACAGGUACUGCAGAAGACCAAGAAAAAUGCAUCUGAUAUACAGCAGAUAGAGCUGGAAUAUGGGACGGAUCACCAAGUAUACAAGCCAUCACCAGAAGAGUCUCCAAGAAGCCACAUAACUGUUCCUGAAUCUCAAGAAACACCUAGUCCGUUAUCAUUAAAAGCUAAGAAGCCCAAAAGUGGAAAACGUAGAUCCAACGCAAAACCUAGGUCUUUGUCUGCUGAUAAAAGUUCCUUUUCAAAUUCUAAUCAUGAUUCUGGGGCAAGAAGUAGUUUGGAGCAAUUACCUAAAGAUUUCAAAACAGGGAAGCGGCGUAAUUCUUUUGGUUCAGCACAACCUGAUCAUGUUGACCAGGAGCCAAGAGAUAGCAGCAGCAGUAAGUCUCUCCCAAAUUAUAUGCAAGCAACAGAAUCUGUGAGAGCCAAGGCUCUUGCCAACAGCUCCCCAAGAUCAAGUCCAGAUGUUCAUGACAAGGACAUUUACAUGAAAAAACGACACUCCCUUCCCGGUGCUAAUGGAAGACAGGGAUCCCCUCGGAUCCAGCGGUCUCCGUCUCAGGCACAACAGAUUGCAAAGGGAAAUGGCACCCACCAUCAUGAUAGAAAGUGGCAGAGGUAAAAAUAUUCUCGAAGACGGACAGAGCUAACAACUACGUGUUGACUAGAUGAGCAUUUCAAGUUGAUUGCGUCAAUCUGUUUGAUGGGUAAACCAUAUUGUGUUGAUUCUGGGGAUCUUCCUUUGAAAGCACGUAAGGAAGCAAUGCACUGGAUUUAUAUUUGUCAGAGGAGGAAAUACGUAGAGAGCAGAGGGAGAAGUUAUGUAAAUGACUGUUUGUACUAUGCCUAUUAUAGCUUAUUUCUGAAAGGUUUUCAAUUCAGAGAAUUGCUUGUAUGCUUGUUUAAUAGCAUCGUGUCUCGUGACAUUCUUUAGGCUUGUAAUAAGAUGGUUUUGGUCAAUGAUGCCAAAGCUUGACAUGAUUUAUGUACAGUAUAUUGGUUUCUACUUAUUUCAAGUUUAAUAAUGUUAUUUAGAUCUAAUAUGUUGACUGUGA